AUGGGCUUAGGAGGCCAGGAAACGCCGUCGUUUGUGAGUGAUUUUCUGGAAAAGUGUGGUGGCUAUGCUGUUCUUGACGGUGGGUUUGCCACUGAGCUUGAACGACAUGGAGCUGACCUCAACGACCCUCUCUGGAGCGCCAAAUGCCUUAUCAGUUCUCCUCACCUCGUCAGAAGGGUACACUUGGACUACCUUGAUGCUGGCGCAAACGUCAUAAUAACCGCGUCUUACCAGGCCACCAUUCAGGGUUUUGAGGCCAAAGGUUUCUCUAAAGAAGAAGCCAAAGCCUUGAUUAGGAAAAGUGUAGAAAUUGCAAUUGAGGCAAGGGAAAUUUAUUAUGACAAAUUGCAAUCAAGACGUCCAGUUCUAGUUGCAGCAUCUGUGGGCAGCUAUGGGGCAUACUUGGCUGAUGGCUCUGAGUAUAGUGGAAACUACGGUGAUGCAGUUACCGUUGAGACGUUGAAGGAUUUCCACAGGGAAAGGGUACAGAUUCUAGCCAACUCCGGUGCUGAUCUUAUCGCAUUUGAGACAACGCCGAAUAAGAUAGAAGCAAAGGCAUAUGCUGAGUUGCUUGAGGAAGAAGGAAUAGACAUUCCAGCCUGGUUUUCCUUCACUUCUAAAGAUGGAAUCAAUGUGGUCAGUGGCGAUUCGAUCUCAGAGUGCGCCUCUAUUGCAGAUUCAUGCAAGCAAGUUGUUGCUGUUGGAAUCAACUGCACCCCUCCCAGAUUCAUCCAUGGACUGGUUUCAUCGAUUCGGAAGGUUACAAGCAAACCAAUAGUCAUAUACCCCAACAGUGGUGAGACUUAUGAUGGUCUGACCAAGCAAUGGGUGCAAUCAAGCGGGGAGGUCGAUGAAGAGUUUGCAGACAUAGUGAUAGGCAAGUGGCGUGAGGCCGGGGCUUCUCUAUUCGGAGGCUGCUGCAGGACAACUCCAAAUACCAUAAGGGCCAUAUCUAGAGUUCUCUCCAACAACAAGUCUUCUGCAAUUAACGAGGAUGCUUAA
Molecule: messenger RNA, 1002 nt
Organism: Prunus armeniaca (apricot)
Lineage: Eukaryota; Viridiplantae; Streptophyta; Magnoliopsida; Rosales; Rosaceae
Source: the annotation of a GenBank genome assembly